Messenger RNA from Trypanosoma grayi, 1860 nucleotides. RefSeq lists its product as hypothetical. The coding region runs from base 1 to 1860 and encodes 619 amino acids. The transcript has a single exon. Lineage: Eukaryota; Euglenozoa; Kinetoplastea; Trypanosomatida; Trypanosomatidae. The record is from RefSeq and is a predicted model, not a curated record.
AUGGACUCCAGGGGCGCAAUGUGGAGUGACUCUUCGCCUCGUCCCGCGGCCAGCGAGGAGUCAUGCUGUGCGAAGACUGCCCUUCCAGCAGAGGACGCCGAGAGCUGUUCUGGUGGUGACGAUAUUGAUGCGCAGGGGGUUUCAAAUGGGGGUGAGGUGUCAGCGGGGACGGUGUGUUUCUGCCCCAUAUUUGUGCCCUCGAAAGGGCGGCACCACAGCAAGCGCGGCACCAUCGCACUCCUCAUACAGGAUCAAAUCCCCUUUACCAUCGUCGUGGAGCAGGGGGAGGCCGCAGAGUACGAGCAGCUUGUCGACCGCCUCGUCGAAAGGUUGUGGAAUGGCGGCAAGACGAGCUGCCAAAAACAGCAACAACAUGUGCUGAGCGGGGCGGAGCGGGACACAGUAGCCAACUGUGUGCUUGCCACGCCACUGUCGUCACCGCCAUGCCAGACUGCAGCUGAUGUGCGACAACUUGUCAAAGUUGUGUCACUGCCGUUGUCCGACCAAGGCAUCUCAUACGUUCGGAAUUAUAUCUUGAGGGAGCUGGUGCCGGCGGCGUUUGCCGACGCUGCCACCACCGCGUCUUCGCCCUCUUUGCCACUGUCACCGGGUGGGGAGAAGUGGUACUGGGUGAUGGACGACGAUAUUCAACGCUUCCACAUCGCGCAGGACAACAAGAAUCACGCUAUCUCCCCGCGUCAACUCUUCACGGAGGUGUACGCACGCAUACAUCAGCUCCAUGCCAAUGUUUGCGACAUGCGUAACAUCGCAAUCUUUUCACUGGAAUACGCCAGAUACGCUUAUACCUACGGGGACAAGGAUAUGGCGUUGAACAGCUACAACAACAUCGCCUCUCUCUACCGUUAUGAUCUCAUACCUCCCAACUGCGCCUACCGCUUCCGCAUCCGCGAAGACUACGACUUCACGUUGCAGCUCAUUCUCUACGGGUUGAAGACGGCGCGCUUCCGCAACCUGUCUUUUGAUGUGCCUGGGAUGGCGGAGGCGUCAGGCGGCAUGACAGAGUACUACAAGACGCAGAAGGAGGACAUUCGUAAGCAGAAUAAGUUAUUUGUGGAGGCAUGGCCGGCAGUGGCACAAGAGUGUAUUAAGGGCAAAGGCGCCUUGGAGCGAGAGGACAUACGCGUCCGCUGGGACCUUCUGCAUCCCAAGAAGAGCGCGGACCCCAGCGCCACUCUUCAGUCUCGUACGCCGCUGCUGACCAAGAGAAAGAAGCCCCAGCCCCGCACGAUCGCUGGCUUGCAGACCCAAGAGACGAGCGGUAGUUCUGAGGCAACAGUCUUGAAGGGAUACCAAGUGGGCGCCAAGAGGCCCCGGAAACCCAAUACAGUAAAGAAGCAAGCUGACGAGGAGGAGGAGGAGCAGAAGCAACAGCCAGAAUCAACGCCAGCCCAGGUGUUGUGUGAAGGGAGGCGGAGGAGGGAAUUGGAUGCCAAGAGCAGGAUACCGCCAGGGUGGAAGGGCUACGCACUCGAGAGCUGGCGGGACCUCUCCGUGGCUGAGGCGGAGCUCCUCCACCUUCGGCUCAUUCCUGCGGAAAAACUUCGGGUGGGGCAAACUGUCGCGAUUGUGCCACCGUUGUUUUCGCAGAAGCCAUCCGUUGUGGAGGCGGUACUUAUUGAAAAGAGCGUCACACGGAGGCGCAGGAAAUCAGUGGAGGAGAAGGAGAAGGGUGACGAGGUGGAGGUCGUCACUGAGUGGAGCGCGGUGGCGCGUGGAAUGCCUCUCUUAACGGUGACGCACUGCUACGAGGUGCCGGCAGUGGGUCUGGGUGUUGCCGCGGCUGCCGUGGAUGAGUUUUUUGAAAACGAGAGAGAGAAAUUGCCUAAGCAGUCAGAAUGA